ACCAUGGUUCGGACAAUUUUGUGCUCACUAGUUUUAAUUUUAUCAGUGAAUAGUGUGUGGUCUGCUAGAUACGUUCCCAAAUGGAAGAAACAGGCUUGCGAAGUUCCUGCUACCCGGAACUCCCACUACAUUUGCACAGACGAUGGGGAAGUAAAAUGUCUGCCGGGAUGGAUCGGCGACCUUUGCGACGUCCCCAAAUGCCGAGCAGGAUGCGAUCCCAUGCAAGGAUAUUGCAAUCGACCAGGCGAGUGCAUCUGCAAACUGGGAUACUACGGAGAAAAGUGCAAUAAAUGUAUACCAUUACCCGGUUGCCAACACGGGUAUUGUAACGUCAGCUUCGAAUGCGCUUGCCAUGAGGGAUGGGACGGGAUUUUUUGCUCCGAACCAAUAUGUCGAAACGAUUGCCACACCACCAGAGGAUAUUGCGAUGUUCCAGGCGAUUGUAGAUGUCGGUUAGGAUGGGCAGGAAAAACUUGCCAGGAAUGCCAAGUUUUGCCUGGAUGCGUUCACGGCUACUGCGAUAAACCGCUGGAAUGCAAAUGUUUUCCUGGAUACACCGGGAUUCUUUGUCAAAAACCAAUAUGUUCAAGUACAUGUCACAAAGAAAGAGGCUAUUGCAUGAAACCAGGAGAAUGCAGGUGUAAAGUAGGUUGGUGGGGUUCAAACUGCGAGAAGUGCUAUCCCUAUCCUGGAUGUGAAAAUGGUACCUGUAGAAGACCGUGGGAGUGCAAUUGUAAGAAAGGAUGGGGAGGGAUGCUUUGCAAUGAAGAACUGAAUUACUGCGAAAAUAAUCCAGACACGUGCAAGAACGGCUCCAAAUGUUUAUCAUUAACCAAAGACGAUGGAAGUUACAGAUGUUCAUGUAGAGAAGGAACUUCCGGUAGAAACUGCGAGUACUCGGAAAUUAAUACCACUAAACCGGUUGUUACAUUGAAACCGCUGACGACAACAACAACAACUUUAGCAACUCUUACUUCAGCUAUCGAAUCUAUAACGGAUGCUAGCGUAGUUACUGUAUCGUCAGUACAGAAAAAUGACACUGUAGUUAUAGAGAAAGUUGAAGCUUUAUUAACAGAUAAUGAAACAUAACUUUUCUAGUUUAUAUGAUAAUUUUCCAAACAUGGAAAAUUACGUAUUGUAGUUAUUAUUCUGAUAUCGAAAAGCAAAUACGGUAGAAAUAAGUCAAUUAUUUUAGUUUUGAUUUAGAUGUUUUAAAUAAAAAUGUGGGAUACAGACGAAUUGGUAGAUCGUUGCAGAGACGUCCUAAUAUUAUUUCGUUUUGCCUCAACGUACAACGAUUUUAAAUCAGGAAUUUAUUAUUUUAAAACAUAAAGAUUGCUAAUUUUAUUACUACCUAGCAAAAUUUGUACUUAUUCCAAGCACAUUGUUCAGGUUCCUUAAAACAUAGUUCUAACCCUUUUUUAGCGAGUUUUUUAUUCCAAAGUACGCAAUUGCUAGUUAUUACCUCAUUGUGGGAUACCGAUUCAUUAGAUCAGAUCCAGUAGAGGCAACAGUAGCUGUAAUUAAUUACCGUAAAUUCUAUUUAAUCCCAAAAAGUAGUAAUACUAUUUAUGUAUUUAGAUCACCAACCUGACUCACAGUGUUGCCUUGUAUAGGUCAAUUAAAUUGAUAUUUAUAUUAAUACUGUAAUGCUUCUAGGAUCUUAGUUUUCUUAUCACCAGUCAGAACAGACUUCUAAGGUUCAGGCGUGACACCAUUUGGGAAUCCAACCGCCAUACUUAUUCAGUCUAUGUAUGAUGUUUAAAUGUUAGGUAGUCCCAUAAUAGAACAGUCCUUCUUCUACUCAAAGGCAUCCAAACAAUAUAUAACCGAAAACUGUACUGCUUCACAGACCAAGAAAUCAAUCACCAAGCAAACAAAGUUGUCACAAACGUUAAUUCUAUCUUAACUUUUCUGCUAGCUGUCACUGUCACCAUCUGCCACUCGUAAGUGCACAAAACUAUAUAAUUUUGAAUCUGAUGUAUCUACCUAUUUGUCUCGUCAUAGAUAUGUUCGCUUAUGAUAGCAAAAACAAAUUAUUUAUUGUAGUUAUUAAUUUAUACUGUAAAUUCAUCGAAAUUAAUUUAAAGCGUG
Molecule: messenger RNA, 2094 nt
Organism: Psylliodes chrysocephalus
Lineage: Eukaryota; Metazoa; Arthropoda; Insecta; Coleoptera; Chrysomelidae
Source: the annotation of a GenBank genome assembly